This is a messenger RNA of Zychaea mexicana, 150 nucleotides long. RefSeq lists its product as uncharacterized. The transcript has a single exon. The record is from RefSeq and is a predicted model, not a curated record. NCBI's taxonomy places the organism in Eukaryota, Fungi, Mucoromycota, Mucoromycetes, Mucorales, Lichtheimiaceae. The annotation marks the transcript as partial.
CCUACUUCACGAAGAAUCUGUGGCCAAACGUUCCGUCGCUCGUACGAUUUGUCAAGACAUCAAUCAAUCCAUAUGAAGAACAGACCGUUUUGCUACUGCAAUCAGUGUGGCAAAAAGUUCACACGGAUGGAUGCAUUGCGUCGCCAUGAA